This is a messenger RNA of Psammomys obesus (fat sand rat), 1453 nucleotides long. It is a transcript of the gene Dlx4, whose product is annotated as distal-less homeobox 4. NCBI's taxonomy places the organism in Eukaryota, Metazoa, Chordata, Mammalia, Rodentia, Muridae. The record is from RefSeq and is a predicted model, not a curated record. Gene Ontology annotation, biological process: embryo development; cell differentiation; negative regulation of transcription by RNA polymerase II. Gene Ontology annotation, molecular function: RNA polymerase II cis-regulatory region sequence-specific DNA binding; DNA-binding transcription factor activity, RNA polymerase II-specific.
UCUCAGGUGAGAGCUCUCCGCCAGAAGGAGACCCAGAGAGACACCCCCCACCCCCACCGGGAUCUGAAGUGUGAGGGUUGCUUGCUGGGGCUGGAGACUUUCAAAGGAGUUGGCAGAGAGAGUAGACGGUGUGCCGGGCCAUGACCCUGUGGCCGGGCACCGCAGUGACCUCUGUACCCUCUCCCCUUCCUGGCCGCGGUGCCUCCAAAGCUGUCUUCCCAGACCUUGUCCCCGCCCCCUCGGUAGUGGCUGCUGACCCGCUUGGCCUUUACCCGGGAACCGCAGCCUCCCCCGAUUUGUCCCACUCCCAGCCGUCCGGCCACCUCCUGUCCUUUUCCUACCCUGGGCCAACAGCCCCAGGACACUCCUACCUGCCCGGCCAGCAACUCUCAGCCGCGCCUUCUCAGCCCCGCCACCGGCCGGACGAACACCCGCAGGAACUCGAAGCAGAGAACCCGGUGCUGGUGCUGUCUCCAGGGUCCUCCCAGCAGUCCCUGACUGGGAAACUGUGCAAGCCUAGAACCAUUUACUCCAGCCUGCAGCUGCAACACCCAAACCAGCAUUUCCAGCACACACACUACCUGGCCCUGCCUGGGAGAGCUCAGCUGGCAGCGCAGCUUGGACUCAUCCAAACCCAGGUAAAGAUCUGGUUUCAGAACAAAUGCUCCAAAUACAAGAAGCUCCUGAAGCAGAGCUCUGGGGAGGCAGAAGAGGACUUCUCUGCAAGACAGGCCUCUCUGUCUCACUGCUCUACAGUCUGCCCCAGGAUACUACCCCAGGCAGGCUCCCUGCCUACCAGUGGCUGUGACAAGAGCUUUGGAGCCUGGUAUCAGCCUCGCUCCCCAGAUGUGCUGGCGCUUUCUCAGAUGAUGUGAGUCUGGAGGAAGGCUGGUCAGGCUCCAGACCUCCUGUCAAACCCAGGGCCCCGCACCUGCUCCCCUUCUGGGAGGAAAGGAAACCAGCUCCAGAUGGAUUUUCUCAGAAGAUAAGAAGCUAAAGGAGAGAAACUGAGAGAGAGAGAGAGAAUAGUCUAAGCCUGGCUCUCCAAGCCAGAUGGCUGAAUGGGGGAUUCAGUCUUUGCAGUGGUCCCCGGUGCCACCACUGACUGGACACCUCCCUCCCUCCCUCCAGGAGAACAAAGGCUCCAGAGAGAGCUUCCCUGGCUAGCAUUUAGAUUGCCACAGGCUUGUCACUCUUUCCCCCUUCCAAUGACUGCAGCCCACCCCAGCCUAGGCUCCAAACCAGGAAGAAAACAAAGCUAUUAUUCCCGGCCUGCACCUUGGGCCCUGGCAGCCCUUCCAUGAACAAAACCACAAGCGGACACAGAGACUCUGUUCUUGGCCACUAUAAGGUCCCCAACUUUCACCUACUAAUUAUCAGUGGUGGUCCAAUGGUGGAAUAAGCGUUUAACAUGUAAGAGGCCCCAGCACUGAAACAAAAAUAGGGAACGUUG